Jaculus jaculus (lesser Egyptian jerboa) is the source of this 1490-nucleotide messenger RNA. It is a transcript of the gene Ciart, whose product is annotated as circadian associated repressor of transcription. The transcript is spliced from 6 exons. Lineage: Eukaryota; Metazoa; Chordata; Mammalia; Rodentia; Dipodidae. Gene Ontology annotation, cellular component: nucleus. Gene Ontology annotation, molecular function: RNA polymerase II cis-regulatory region sequence-specific DNA binding. The coding region runs from base 150 to 1313 and encodes 387 amino acids. The record is from RefSeq and is a predicted model, not a curated record. Gene Ontology annotation, biological process: negative regulation of DNA-templated transcription; circadian regulation of gene expression.
GGGACCCGCACGGAGUGAGUCGGAGGUGGGUAGACGAGACACCGGGACGCGCUGAGAAGGAGCCGGAGCCGAGCUGACCGCCGCAGUUGCAGGUUCCGAUCUUUGGGUACUACCACAGGAGCUGCUCUCCAGCCCCUGCUUCUGGACCUAUGGAUUCUCCGUCUAGCGUUUCUUCUCAUUCCUCCUGCUCUCUCUCUUCCUCUUUCUCCACCUCCCCAGUGAACAGUGACUUUGGCUUCCCCUCUGAUAGUGAGAGGGAGGGCAAGGGCGCCCAUGGGUGCAGGCCAGACGACACUGUUGGGCAGAGGGGAUGUUCCCGGCCCAGCCCGGGUCCUAUCCGCUGCAGGCAUCGACCCAAGGUUUUCAGUAACCGACAUACAGCAUCUCAUCUGGGACAGCGAGGCUUGACUUCUGUGGUGGGAUCCGGGGUCAAGAGAUCACCAAGACACGAUGAACCAGAGACCAGUCUAAAUAUCCAGGGUUGUACCUCGGAGGGAGACCUACUUUUUGCGCAAAAGUGUAAAGAGCUCCAAGGAUUCAUACGCCCCCUCACGGACCUACUGAACCGGCUAAAGAUGGGUCGUUUUGACAGAGGAUUGAGCAGCUUCCAGCAGAGUGUGGCAAUGGAUAGACUCCAGCGUAUUGUGGGUGUGUUAAAGAACCCUCAGAUGGGAGAGCGCUAUCUGGGGACUCUGCUGCAAGUGGAAGGGAUGCUAAAGACAUGGUUUCCUCACAUAGCAGUCCGGAAGUCAGCACUGGGAACUAACAGGCAUCAGCUGACCAAGCAUUUUGCAAGCCACCGCACUGAUUCACCUGCCUCCUCUCCAGCACCGCUCAUGGACAAGAGGGGCCGGACACAGCUAGAACAUUCAGUUUUGAAACCACAGCAGCCUUGGCAUCUGGCGGAAUGGCCAACUAUGAACCUCACCUGGAUCCACACUACUCCAAUUUGCAACCCCCCUCUCAGUUCCCCAGAUACCGUCUCCUUUAGCCAUGGUCCCUUAGGUACUGGAGCCAGCAUUGGUGUUAUCGUUUUCCUCCAGCAUGGAGCACAGCCCUUCACCCACUCGGCCCCAGGCACUCCAGUCCAACCUGCCACCGUGUCCCCUGUCAUCCCUGCUGAUCCAAAGAGGCUCUCUGGAGAGGGGCCUCGUUGCCACAGUUUGCCAGGGACUCUGCCAUCAGACUGGAGAUGCUCUGUAUCCCCCACUGGUCUACCCGCCAUAGCCAGAGAGAGGAUCACAGGACACCUCCAGCCACAGAUGAGCUGCCAUCCUCCAGUUGCUUCUACUGCCCAUCUCCUCAAACCCUAACCCAGGCUGCAUGACUGUCCUCUGUGAUUUCCAACUCGCGUGCGUGUGUGUGUGUGUGUGUGUGUGUGUGUGUGUGUGUGUGUGUAUGUAUAUAUAUGUAUUUUUUUUUACUUUUAAUGUGUAUAUUUGUGUUGCAGAAAGAUAUAUCCUUUCCGAUUAAAGAAUUUUUUACCUGAA